Eurypyga helias (sunbittern) is the source of this 1218-nucleotide messenger RNA. RefSeq names its product keratin-associated protein 10-1-like. NCBI's taxonomy places the organism in Eukaryota, Metazoa, Chordata, Aves, Eurypygiformes, Eurypygidae. The transcript has a single exon. The record is from RefSeq and is a predicted model, not a curated record. The coding region runs from base 1 to 1218 and encodes 405 amino acids.
AUGUCGUGCUACUUACAGCAGUGCCUCCCUCCCAUCUACCAGGACCCCAUCUCCAUCAAGUGCCCACCAAUGUACGGUGCCAGACAGCUGCCAGUGCCUACCUGGCACUCAACACUGUGCUCCCCACAGUAUGUGAGCCCCUGCGUCCCCCGGCAGCGGAUCAUGUCCUCCAGCUUCUCCGAACAGCAGUGUGUGACCAAGUGCAUGCCGCGGCAGCAGCAUGCAACCAAGUGUGUGCCGCAGCAGUGCGUGACCCAGCGCAUCCUACAGCAACCAUGUGUAACUCGGUGCGUAACAACUUGCGUGCCGCAGCAUCAGUGUACAACCAAGGCUGUGUUGCAGCAGCCUUGCGUGACCAAGUGUGUGCCACAGCAGCAGCAUGCAACCAAGUGUGUGACUGCCUGUGCCCCCCAGCAGCAGUGUGUAACCAAGGGCAUUCCACAGCAGCAGUGUGAGACCAGGUGCAUGACCACGUGUGUGCCACAGCAGCCAUACCCGACCAAGGGCAUCCCGCAGCAGCAGUGCGCAACCAAGUGCAUCCCGCAGCAGUGUGUGACCACGUACACCCCCCAGCAGCCGUGCGCGACCAGGUGUGUCACCACGUGUGUCCCUCAGCAGCGUGCAACCAAGUGUGUCUCACACCGCUUUGUGACCUCGUGUGCCCCACAGCAGUGUGCAACCAGGUGUGUGACCAAGUGUGUCCCACAGCAGUGUGCCACCAAGUAUACUACCAUUUGUGUCUCACAGCAGUGUGAUACUUGUGUCCCACAGCAGUGUGUGACCAAAUGUGUCCCCCAGCAGCCGUGUGCCACUAAGUGUGUCCCACAGCAGUGUGAGACAACUUGUGUCCCACGGCAGCAGUGUGCCACCAAGUGUGUCCCCCAGCAGCAGUGUGCCACCAAGUGUGUCCCACAGCAGUGUGUGACUAAAUGUGUCCACCAGCAGCAGUGUGCCAAGUGUGUCCCACAGCAGUGUGAGACAACUUGUGUCCCACGGCAGAAGUGUGCCAAAUGUGUCCCCCAGCAGCAGUGUGCCACCAAGUGUGUCCCACAGCAGCAGUGCGCACCCAAGUGUGUCCCCCAGCAGCAGUGUGCCACCAAGUGUGUCCCCCAGCAGCAGUACGUACCCAAGUGUGUCCCCCAGCAAUGUCAGUCGGGUGGAGUGAAAAUUUCAAGUCACUCUAAAAAGUACUGCUCUGCUUCCAAAUGGCCCUGGUGA